Messenger RNA from Hordeum vulgare subsp. vulgare (domesticated barley), 3767 nucleotides. RefSeq lists its product as uncharacterized. Gene Ontology annotation, cellular component: nucleus. The record is from RefSeq and is a predicted model, not a curated record. Gene Ontology annotation, biological process: regulation of DNA-templated transcription. The transcript has 9 exons. Bases 2401 to 3432 code for a protein of 343 amino acids. Lineage: Eukaryota; Viridiplantae; Streptophyta; Magnoliopsida; Poales; Poaceae.
GCGAGGUGCUCCCGUACACACGGCAACUGACUUUUACUAGGAGAUUAUCCGUACACACAGCAACUGACUUUCGCCGUGGGCAUCCGCUGCGGAGGCGGAGGUGUGGCCGCAGCGGCAGCCGAACGCGGUGGUCUUCGAGCUCGGGUCAGCGGCGGAGUCCGGCACCGCCGUGACGGCGGAAUAUAUCAGUGAGAAACGAGCUCUGGGCCUACGAAUUGGUCCGGGGGGGCUUGCCUGAAAAAGGAGCUACUGAUAACUAACCAGGGGCUUCAGUAGUUCAGUUAAUAAUACUCGAGUGUCCUUCCCACUUUCGCUCCGCUCGGACGAGCGCCGCCCGCCAUGGACAGUUCCUCCCCGCUCUUCCCCCGCUUCCAAUCUCGUCGCGUUAAUCACCUUCCAAUUCCAUCAACACGGGAAAUCGGAGGCUUUCACACCCCUGCUCCAGAUUAUUUCGACUUGGAUCCCCAUUUUUCCAGACACGGAGUUCGAGUUCUUAGUUUCCACGCGAAAUACCCAGCGCCAUCUCCUCGCCGGCUCUGCAGCCUCGUCAGAGUAGCCGAUGGAGAUAGAUCUGACCCGGGACGGCCGCGACGGCGACGCGGAGAGGAGUGCCGCCCCGCAGAGUGACCGCGCCGUCCGUGUGGAGGUCGUCGCCCAGGAGGGCAACGGCGCCGGUGGCAUGGUGGCCACUGCGGAGGGCAGCGACUGCGCUGCCCUGGAGACGGUCGGCGUUGGCGCCGAGGAUGUCUGGAUCUGCCACCAGGUGAGAGCUCCCCUCCUCCCUUUGCCAUUUUUUCCUGAGAGAAUUCAGGAGACGCCAGGCCGACUCACGAGGCGAUACCCAAUCGCAAACCCUAGCUACACUCUUGGACCUUCGACUCACUCCUCGCCGCCGUCCCCGUAUUGCUGCUCUGGAUGCCUCGUGGUGGUCAAUGGCGGCGGUGGGUUGGCUAGGCGCUUCUCGGCAGGGCUGCAGCGGCGACGGGUGGCUCCACCGGUGGUGGGAGCAGCCAGCGUGCGUUGCGCCGGGCGCCCACCGAAAAUGGCGGGCCUUGGCGUUCCAGACUUCCAGCUGUGCGCUGGCAAUGCAACUCUGAUAUGGCCGUGCGCAGUUCUGCAGUUCUGCUGGUGGCCCCUGCCAUGGCAGCACCUGUGCCGCUUGGCAGCUUAGGGGUGACUUCUCAGGCGGCUUGUCUCCCCGCCGUGGGCAUGGUGAGAGUGUGGCCUUGACGUGCUGCCGACGGGUGUCCUGGUGAGGCUAGAGGUCUGAAUGGAAGCGGUUGGCAUGGGAGCUCGAGGCGAGGAUGAACGGUGCUUGGUUGUGGUGAUGAGGUCCCUUGGUCCGGGCGAUAGCCCUGCCUUUCAGGGUUGGCGACGCUGAUGUCUGAGGGCCUUGUCUUUUUUCCUUUGAGGCGUCGGCGUGGAGUUUCAGCGCCUCUCCCACACCGGGGUUUCGUGUUCCUGGUAAAAACCUCAGAUUUGGCUUGCUGGAUCGGGCACCAUCGCCGUCUAUAUUUCUUGGAGAUCUCGUUUUGGAGCCUUGACUCUCUGGUUUGGGACCGGAUGGAUCUCGGUGUUGGGUGCAGCUUUAGGAGGUAGGCCUGUGGGUUCUGCCGCAGACUUGGGCAUUUCAGCUGCAGGUCUAGUUGGACAUGUAAGGUUUCGCCUGGUUUGCGGUGUCCUGGACGUGGGCAUUUCGGCUGCAGGUCUGUCCUGGUGGCCUAGUUGUGCCCUUUGCAGAACUGGAAUCAUUGUCCUGGUAGUGAAGGUUUCUCCUGGUUUGCAGUGUCAUGGACAUGGGUAUGGAAGGCAUCUAGGUUAGUGUCGUGUAGUUGAUGCAUCUGUGUAAUGUCCAUUUAGCAGUGGCACACGUAAAUUACUCUUUCCAUUGCACCGAGACGCAAAGCUUUUGCGCUUUGUUGAAAAACAAAAGCAAAUUCGGGACGGGAGGCCCCUACCUUGAUUUUCGUUAAAACGUCGAGCCAAAAACUUGGAUGGUAUCUAAAAGAUUUACAAACACCAAAUCAAAGAACCGCACAGAUCAGAGAGGAGAGGGGAAAGAACAAGGGGAGACGACUGAAGAAUCCUUUAUGCCAUGGAUCUGAUUUUGUUAAGACAGGAUGCAUUUAACACAACUUCCUGACCGAGUGACCGAGAAAUCUAUGAUAACUUCAAUGUAAUCCUGCAACUCUAGUAACCCACUUCAUUGGACAAUCAAGGAGGGAAAUUGGUCUGAAGUUACUUAGGGUUGUUGUCAUUAUCUUUUUUCCUUAAAAAAAAUCAUGUAAGAUCUUUUUAUCCUUUCUAGUUGUCCACCCGGAUUAUAUGCCAUAAAUCCUGAACAAAAAACAGAACUGGAUCCAUCCGGACGUAGCUCCUGCUCCCUCUCGCUUCUGCUCAAUGUAUCUUCGUUUCAUCUCUUCUGUGUUUCUAUUCCUCAGUGCCGAGAGAAAAACAGGGCUCACGGCAGCUUGCAGAGGGUUCAAGAAGAAUGGCAAGUGCCGUCUCAGAUACUGCAAGAAUUGCAUAUGUAACAGGUACCCUUUGAUUGCGGAUGAGGUGUUGAAGGAGGAAGCCUGGGAAUGCCCCAAGUGCAGGAAUGACUGCAACUGCAGCAAGUGCAAAAAGAGAAGAGGGGAGGAGCCGGCAGGGCCAAUGGUCCAUGCUGUCAAGAGACUGAAGGGCAACCCGCGGAGAAUUGAGAGCACCGUUGCUCGCAAGGAUGAAAUAGUCGUACCCAAGGGUACUCUUGUGAAUUGCAUUGCAGGUGUAGAGAUGCAGCCUGAAGAUGUUGGUGCUGCCAUUCAAUUUUUGGAGUUUUGUCGCUCAUUUGGCGAGAUCUUCCAAAUAACGAAGGGGCAAGCAGAAAAAAUUGUCAAAGACAUAACUGGAGAUCGUCAACUCCGAGAGGUGUCUUCAGUUGUUGCUGAGCUUCACGCAAACCUGUUGUCUGUCAUAGAAAAUGGCAAUUACAAGCCUUUAAAAUAUCCAAGACAUGGGGAUGCAUGGAUAAGAAAACUCGGCAGAUAUAUCACUGACUCGACAUUACACGCAAAAGAUUUCACCCUUGAGUGCUUAAGCCAUGGGCUGUUUGGAUAUAAAAAUUUGUCCCCUUCCCGUAAGCUGGAUGUGCUGAAUUCUCUGUGUGAUGAGGCAUUAUCAUCUGAAAAGUUGAGGACCAGGAUUGAAGGUAGAGAUUAUGUGGCUAGACAAAAGAUCCGUGUUGCAACUGAGAAGGAAAAGGAGCUAAAAGAAAGACACAAUGACAUGGCUAAAACAAUGGGAGGGGAAAUCGCUGGCAAUGAGGAAGCUAAUAAUAUCUUCUGUCAAAUAAAGGAGGCAAAAGAAGUCAAGCAGGCAGCCAUGAAUGGUCUCGUCGUCCAUGGAGAAAUGAUAACCGGGUGUGAUGGUAUUCAUUUCUAUGGUGAAUAGACUACUCCAGAUGACAGUUUCUCUGUAGGAAAGGUAUACAGCUGCAGAACAACCAUCAUUUCUCGCAGAUUAGGUCACAUCAUUUGAAAAAAAAUAUUGUGGCAUGCUUUUUCGCCCCCAUGGGAACACAGCAAAACGUUGUAGCCCCUUGUAAUGUAUUUUCCCCGGGAUGUUUUGAAAUUGAGCAAAAGCUAGAGGAUGCAGCUUUGCUGAAAUUUAUCAUUAGCAUCCGAAUGUCGUGCAUCCAAAUUUUCCUGCGGUGUCGUAUUAUUGAUCUUUCGAUAGGAUUAUUUCCAGUCUCGAGCAUGAAAGAUCAAUAAUAUUAUGGCGAUCCA